AUGGAUAAAGCUGAAGACAGAGAUGUAGAAACUGCAUUUCAUGACUUUCGAGAAAUGUCUCAACAAAGAAAAACAUGUCAAAAUAAUAAUACCUCAUGUACAAACUCAGCGCAAAAGCCUAUUUACACAAUUGAUCCUUACACUUUACAUUCAUCCCAAUUCGAUUUUUCUCGUGAUAGCAUUCUACUUUCUCAUAAUACUCCUUCACAGACUAAUCUUUUCUUUGACAAAUCGUGUAAUGAAUCGAUUAUUAUUAAUUCUUCGAGUUCAGCUCCAGUCGUACGUGACGCGACACCCAACUAUUGUACUUUUAAUACAAACUAUGUUUCGGUUAGUGAAGGAAAUGGCUUACAUACUGCAAGUGGUUGUAAAUUUACUAAGCAUAAUGACUCAAGAAAACGCUGUUUAGUAAGUGAUCAAAAUCAACAAUUUGUUCAAGUGCGACCUUCAAAUAUUAUUAUGCCAUCAGGAUCAAUUAAUGGAUUGAAUGUUUUUACAACACCAUUUGUAAAUAUUAAACAAGAUAAAUGCGUGAACUCUGUAGUUGAAAAUGGCAUACCACCAUUGUCAUCUGGAACCCAAAAUUCAAAAAAAUUGAAUUCACAAAAUUCUUAUGAAUAUUCUUCUAUCAUAGAAAAUAUACCUCGUAAAAAACAGAAAUUACCUACUGAUCAAUAUCUACUACUGUCGUCAGUAGAUAAUCUUUCUGAUAAAAAAAUUGAUCAGAAUUUGGUAACAAUGGUUAAACAAUAUAUAUUAAAUUCUAAAACUUCUUUUUCUGAUAAUACUCCUUUCAAAGAUAUAUCUGUUGACAGAAACAUAAAUGAUCGACAAAGUCGACUUAAGAAAGAAAGGUUUGUUUAUUAUUCAGAUGAUAGUAGUUCUGACGAAGAGUGUGAUUCUGUUUUCAAUAAUGUUGAGAAAGAUCUAUUAACUGAUGACAUCAUCGCAAAUGAAGAAGCCAUCAUUGAUAGUAAAGACAAUGCUAUCGAUAAUAAAACGAUCAUGGACAAGAAAGAAACAACCAUGGACAAGAAAGAAAUAACCAUGGACAAGAAAGGAACAACCAUUGAUAAGAAAGAAACAAUCAUUGAGAAGAAAGAAAUAACCAUCGAUAAGAGAGAAACAACCAUUGAUAAGAAGGAAGUUAUCAUUGAUAAAAAAGAAACAAACAUUGAUAAGAAAGAAGUUAUCGUUGAUGAGAAUGACAGAAAUUUACUUACUGCGGAAGAAUUGUUGGAAAUGGAAUACAAAUCAGAGUGGACAAAGUAUCAAAUCACAAAACGUGAAUAUGAAUUUAUGAGUGAACAGUUAUUGUUGCGCGAAAAAAAACUGAAAAAAAUUAAAAGUUUAAUGGGAUUUUGUGACUGCACGAUUGAUUGCAUAAUAUUAGUUAUGGGCAGUAAAAACAAUCUAAACGAUAGUUGUUGUGAUAAAUAUGAUAUAAAAGAAGCUUGCGAUUUCAUAAAUGUUUUAUUUGGUGGAUUAAUUUGA
Cetraspora pellucida is the source of this 1494-nucleotide messenger RNA. The record is from the annotation of a GenBank genome assembly. Lineage: Eukaryota; Fungi; Glomeromycota; Glomeromycetes; Diversisporales; Gigasporaceae.